This is a messenger RNA of Varanus komodoensis (Komodo dragon), 1686 nucleotides long. Its product is annotated as numb-like protein. The record is from RefSeq and is a predicted model, not a curated record. NCBI's taxonomy places the organism in Eukaryota, Metazoa, Chordata, Lepidosauria, Squamata, Varanidae.
AUGAACAAGCUGCGCCAGAGCCUGCGACGCAAGCAGCCGGCGUACGUCCCGGAGGCGAGCCGGCCCCACCAGUGGCAGGCGGACGAGGAGGCCGUGCGCAAGGGCCGCUGCAGCUUCCCCGUGCGGUACCUGGGCCAUGCCGAGGUGGAGGAGUCGCGGGGCAUGCACGUGUGCGAGGAGGCGGUGAAGAAGCUGAAAGCGAGCGGCCGCAAGUCCGUGAAGUCUGUGCUGUGGGUCUCGGCCGACGGGCUGCGCGUUGUGGAUGACAAGACCAAGGACCUCAUUGUGGACCAGACGAUCGAGAAGGUUUCCUUCUGCGCCCCCGAUCGCAACUUUGACAAGGCCUUUUCCUACAUCUGCCGGGACGGCACCACGCGCCGCUGGAUCUGCCACUGCUUCCUGGCACUCAAGGACUCGGGCGAGCGCCUGAGCCACGCCGUGGGCUGUGCUUUCGCCGCCUGCCUGGAGCGCAAGCAGAAGCGCGAGAAGGAGUGCGGCGUCACCGCCUCCUUCGAUGCCAGCCGCACCAGCUUCGCCCGCGAGGGCUCCUUCCGCCUGCCCGGCCCGCCCGCCUCCGCCACGCGGCCCUCGGGGGCCCGGCUGCCACCGGAGCGGAAGAAAGCGGAAGCAGCGGCAGCCCCUUCGGCUCCCCCGCCGGGCCCCGCGCAGCCCGGCAGCGCCUCCCCGCCCCAGGGGGCCGUGUCGCCGGAGGAGAAGGGGGAGCCGGGGGGGGCCCGUGCCAUUCCGCGCCGCCACGCCCCCCUGGAGCAGCUGGUGCGGCAGGGCUCCUUCCGCGGCUUCCCCACCCUGAGCCAGAAGAACUCGCCCUUCAAGCGGCAGCUCUCCCUGCGCCUGAACGAGCUGCCCUCCACCCUGCAGCGCCGGGGCCAUGGGGGGGGCGCAGAACUCGCCCCGGCAUCUGGCGGGGACUCGGACGGCAUCACCGCCCUCUGCAGCCAGAUCGAUGCCUCGCUCACCCAGCCGGCGGGGGGGGAGUCCUCCGGCGGAGCCCCUCCCAGCGGCGCCCUGGGGCACGUCCCGGCGGCAGCGCCCACGGAAGGGGGCAGCACAGGCCCCGCCGCAUGGAUGGACCCCGCCGUGGGAGCCCCCGUGAGCGCGCCCUUCCAGCCCGGGCACAAGCGGACGCCGUCGGAGGCCGAGCGCUGGCUGGAGGAGGUGGCCCAGGCCGCCAAGGCCCAGCUGCAGCACCAGCAGCAGCAGCCCGCCGUGGCGGCACCGGCCCCCGGCCCCCGGCCCCCCUUCCCGCUGGGCUACGACGCAGCCCCCCCCCCCCUGGGCAUGUUCGCGCCCCCCCCCCUGCCCCCCGCCUUCGUGCCGCUGGGGGCGGCCUACCCUGCCCUGGUCCCCUGCACGGCCGUCCCCGUGGUGGGCAUCACCCCCUCCCAGAUGGUGGCCAACGCUUUCUGCUCGGCCGCACAGGCCCCCGCCGCCGCCCUGGGGGGCAAGGGGGGGCCCUUCCCCCCGAGCCUGCUGGGCCCCUGCCGGCCCAAGGCCAACGGGUCCGCCUGGCCUCCUGGGCAGAGCCAGCCGGCGCCCCCCGCCCCGCGCCAGGAGCCCCCCGACCCCUUUGAAGCGCAGUGGGCUGCCCUGGAGACCAAGCCCCCCCCCACCAUGCCCAACCCUUUCUCCAGCGACCGGCAGAAGUCCUUCGAAAUCGAACUGUGA